AUGACGCAUGAGCCCAACCCAGCGUCCUCGCGCACGCACGCGCUGAGGCCGAGGCCGAGGUGGCCGUGGCCCCGCCGGACCCAUGGGGGCUGCUACUCCGCCUUCGCUUGCUCGCAGAAGCUACGCGACCACAUCUCCUUCGUCCUCCCUAUCACCGAGCGCGACCGCGAUGACCGCUCCAGCGACGGCGGCACCAGCUCCGCCGCGUCCGCCACGCCGUCCCCGUCCCCAUCCCCACGCAAGAACGACGCCGCCACCGAUGCCGGGCCGCUGGUGGUCCGGACCGCCACGGCCGAGUUCGCGCGCCGCUACGUGCUCGGCCGGGAGCUGGGGCGCGGUGAGUUCGGUGUCACGCGCCGCUGCCGGGACGCCGCCACGGGCGAGGCGCUCGCGUGCAAGACCAUCUGGAGGCACCGUCGGCUUUGCGGCGGCGGCGGCCCCGGCGUCCGCCGCCCGGGGGCCAGAGCUGGGAACGCUGCGGGUGUCGGUCCCCAUGGACUGGCCGGAGCGCCCCCGGCCUCAGCCGUGCAGCAGGACGCCGCGGCCGCGGCGCACGCGGCGGACGUGUAG
Miscanthus lutarioriparius is the source of this 570-nucleotide messenger RNA. The record is from the annotation of a GenBank genome assembly. NCBI's taxonomy places the organism in Eukaryota, Viridiplantae, Streptophyta, Magnoliopsida, Poales, Poaceae.